GUCAUAUAUCAACGUCAAAUUUUGUUUGGUGAAAUAUUUUAGAAAUAAUGCAGAAUUGAAAUUGUAAACACGAUUUAAAUGUUGAAUUGUUGAAAUCCUAUAAUAAUCAAAAACGAAAAGUUCAAAUGAGUAAUAUUCUAAAUAAAGCUUGAUAUAAAGUUUAAAGAUAAAUAUUAUGGCAGACAGUGAUGAUGAGGGCUUGGAUAAUAACUCUACAGGAGUUAACCUAACUGGGUUCCUAUUUGGAAAUAUUGAUGAGGAAGGCAAUUUAGAAAGUGAUGUUUUGGAUUCAGAAUCACAAAAGUACCUCAGCUCAUUAGGAAGAUUAGCCUUUGGGUCCAUACUAAAAGAUGUUAUUGGAGAGGAAAAGAUUACAGAUGAAUCAGGUAGCGAUUAUGAUGGAUCUUCCAAUCAACAGAUCAAACAAGAGCCUAACUCUGAAGAUUUUUUUUCUGAUAAUUUUGAUAUAAAGUCACCUUCAGCCAAAGACUAUUCUGAUAUAAAUGAAAUUGCUGAAGAUGAGGAAGAACCAUUGAAUAAUGAGAACUAUGAUAGCAAGGAUGAAAUUAGGACAGAUAAAAAUCUUAUGCCUCCACCACCAAAUCCAACCAUUUCAACAAAUAUGCAGACUGAUCAUCAAAUUGUGGAAAGAAGAAAACUUGAUACUCCACUGGCAGCCAUGUUGCCCUCUAAAUAUGCUGAUGUAGAUGUUACCGAACUUUUUCCUGACUUUAGACAUGGACAGGUUUUAAGAUUUUCACGGCUAUUUGGACCAGGAAAACCAAGCAGUUUACCCAACAUUUGGAAGAAUGUUAGGAAAAAGAGGAGGAAGAGGAAGCACAAGGAAAAUCAACAUGACUCAGAUUCUUCUGAUGAUGAUAAUCCUAAGAAUAGGGGUUGGUUCUUUGAUUAUGCCAAUGAGUUUCCCUCAGAACAAACCAAUAGUGAUGAUGAAGAAAAGUUUUUAAAACCAGUUGAAUUGGCAAGUGACACUGAUAAAGAUGAUGCAGAAAAAAAAGAUGAAUCUGGGCCAAAAGCUGCCGAUUGGAGAUUCGGUCCUGCCCAGAUUUGGUAUGACAUGCUGAAUGUUCCAGAAAGCGGAGAUGGCUUCAAUUAUGGUUUUAAAAUUGGGGAUGAGAAGGAAAUACAAAAAAAUUUGCCAAAGGAGCCACAAGAAGCUGAACCUUUUCCUGAUGAUGCCUUUUUAAUGGUGACACAAUUGCAUUGGGAGGACGACGUAGUUUGGGAUGGAAAUGACAUUAAACAGAAGGUACUUCAAAAAUUGAAUAGUAAGUCUAAUGCCGCAGGGUGGGUACCUAGUAGCGGCAAUCGAACUGCACAAGCAUUCAGUCAACCGGGGAAAGUCAAUACUAAUAUUCGAUUGCCGCCCGCACCUAAUCCUACUAUAGCUGGAUUAAAAGCGAAAGCAGCUAUUAUGGCUGCGAAACCGAGAGAGCAAGAGCAAGACGACACUUGGUACUCGAUAUUCCCGGUAGAAAAUGAGGAUUUGGUGUAUGGGAAAUGGGAAGACGACGUUAUUUGGGACGCCGAAAAUAUGACAAACGUACCGAAACCUUCCAUACUUACCCUGGAUCCGAACGAUGAAAACAUCAUAUUGGGCAUUCCCGACGACAUAGAUCCUUCCAAACAAGUCGCGGGGCAAGCGACCCCGGUGAAGGUGAAAAUACCGCAUCCGCACGUGAAAAAAUCGAAGAUUUUACUCGGCAAGGCAGGAGUUAUUAAUGUGCUUCAGGAGGACACUCCUCCUCCGCCUCCCAAAUCGCCCGAUCGAGAUCCAUUUAAUAUAUCGAACGACAUCUAUUAUCAACCGCGCACUUCAGAAUCCACCCUCAGGCUGAAAGUAGGCGGGGCGAAUUUGAUUCAGCACUCCACCCCGGUGGUCGAAUUGCGAGCCCCAUUUAUACAGACCCAUAUGGGUCCUUUGAGACUAAGGAAUUUCCAUAGGCCACCCAUUAAAAAGUUUUCACAAGGAGCAUUGGCCGACCACGGACCACAUCCAGCUAUGCCAUUGGUUAAACACAUACGGAAAAAAGCAAAACAACGCGAACAGGAAAGAAUGGCCUCCGGCGGCGGUGAUGUUUUCUUCAUGAGAACCGCAGAAGAUCUUACGGGCAGAGACGGUGAUCUGGUUUUAGUCGAAUUUUGUGAGGAACAUCCUCCUCUGAUGAAUCAAGUUGGCAUGUGUUCAAAGAUUAAAAAUUACUAUAAAAGAAAAGCGGCCAAAGAUAGCGGACCACCCACUUAUAAAUACGGGGAAACUGCUUACGCGCACACCUCACCAUUUCUGGGCAUUCUGCAUCCUGGACAAUCCAUCCAGGCCAUUGAGAACAAUAUGUACCGGGCGCCUAUUUAUAACCAUAACGUCCUCUCGACUGAUUUUCUUGUGAUACGUACCAGACAACAAUAUUACAUCAGAGAAAUCGACGCUCUCUUUACCGCAGGCCAAGAGUGUCCUCUCUACGAGGUCCCAGGACCAAACUCCAAAAGGGCCAAUAACUUCGUUAGGGAUUUCCUACAAGUAUUUAUUUACAGACUUUUCUGGAAAAGUCGCGACACCCCGCGUAGGAUCAAAAUGGACGACAUUAAGAAGGCGUUUCCCUCGCACUCGGAGAGCAGCAUUAGAAAACGGUUAAAGUUGUGCGCGGACUUCAAAAGAACCGGACUAGACUCGAAUUGGUGGGUGAUCAAGCCGGAGUUUCGGCUGCCCAGCGAAGAAGAAAUCAGGGCGAUGGUAUCCCCCGAGCAAUGCUGCGCCUAUUUUAGUAUGGUCGCCGCGGAACAACGAUUAAAAGAUGCAGGUUACGGUGAAAAAUUCAUCCUGACCCCCGCGGAAGACGACGACGAAGAAAUGCAACUAAAAAUGGACGACGAAGUGAAAGUGGCUCCGUGGAAUACGACGAGAGCGUACAUCCAAGCGAUGAAAGGCAAAUGCCUGUUGCAGUUGACGGGACCGGCCGAUCCCACGGGAUGCGGCGAGGGAUUCAGUUAUGUACGAGUGCCCAACAAACCGACCCAAACUAAAGAGGAGCAGGAGUCGCAACCGAAAAGAACCGUCACCGGUACCGAUGCGGAUUUAAGACGGCUUUCGCUUAAUAACGCGAAGGCUCUGCUAAGAAAAUUCGGUGUACCCGAGGAGGAAAUCAAGAAACUUUCCAGAUGGGAGGUCAUCGAUGUCGUGAGGACCCUCUCGACCGAAAAAGCGAAGGCCGGAGAAGAGGGAAUGGAUAAAUUUUCUAGGGGAAAUCGGUUUUCAAUUGCGGAACAUCAAGAACGAUACAAGGAGGAGUGUCAGCGGAUUUUCGAUUUACAGAAUAGAGUUUUGGCUAGUUCUGAGGUGCUCAGCACGGAUGAAGGAGAAAGUUCUGAAGAUGAAAGUGACGAAGACAUAGAAGAAAUGGGUAAAAAUAUCGAAAACAUGUUGGCAAACAAGAAAACUAGUACACAACUGUCAUUGGAGAGAGAAGAACAGGAGAGGCAAGAAUUGAGGAAGAUGAUUAUGGAAGGAGAUAAAGAGAGAAAAGAGAAGAAAAAGGAAGAAGAGGAGAGUCAGGAGCAAGGAAAUUAUCCACAAGGGCGCGUCUUAAAAAUUAUAAGAACCUUUAAAAAUCCGGAAGGGCGUGAGUAUACUCGUUUGGAACACGUGAGAAAACCGGCCGUGAUCGACGCGUACGUUAAAAUACGAACAACAAAGGAUGACAGUUUCAUAAGGCAAUUCGCCACCUUGGACGAGGCCCAGAAAGAAGAAAUGAAGAGGGAGAAGAGAAGAAUACAAGAGCAACUACGAAGGAUUAAAAGGAAUCAGGAAAAAGAACGCAUGACGAUAGCCCAGCAACAUACACCAAACCAACCAACCACGCCCAGAGCAACGUCUGAAACGCUUCCGAAUCCGCACGAAUCCCCUACAACUCCGAGUCCCUCGACUCCUACGAAGAAUAUGAGCCAGAGUCCCCCGAAAUCGCGUAGAAAAACGAAAUUGAAGCCCGAUUUAAAGUUGAAAUGUGGUGCGUGCGGACAAGUUGGUCAUAUGAGGACGAACAAAGCGUGUCCUUUGUAUCAAAACAUAGGUGGAGGUGGCACUCCUACAGUCGCCCUAACAGAAGAACAAGAAGAGGACAUCGAAAAACAACUAAACACUGAUGACGAAGACUUGGUUAAUGUUGAUGGAACCAAAGUUAAACUGUCCAGUAAAUUAAUUAAACACGCGGAAGAAAUGAAACGAAGAAGUCUUUUGUUGAAGGUACCGAAAGACGCUUUGGGUAAAAAACGACGGAGAGUUCUUCCCGAUAGUCAUUGUGAUUAUCUGAAACGGCCCAGUAAGUCUGCGAACAGGCGCAGAACCGACCCGGUAGUUGUGUUAUCGAGUAUUUUGGAAGUUAUUUUAAACGAAAUGCGGGAUUUACCAGAUGUCCAGCCGUUUCUAUUUCCUGUUAAUCCCAAAUUGGUUAUGGACUACUAUAACAUCAUUCAACGUCCAAUGGACUUGCAAACUAUUAGGGAAAAUCUUAGACAAAAGAAAUACCAAAGUAGAGAAGAAUUCUUAGCGGAUGUGAACCAGAUCGUCGAAAAUUCGACUUUAUAUAACGGGCCGAAGAGCAGCCUGACUAUAGCGGCAACCAGGAUGUUAAAUAAGUGCGUCGAGAGGUUGAAGGAAAAGGAAGACAGACUGAUGCGUUUGGAGAAAGCCAUCAACCCGUUGCUGGACAACGAUCAAGUGGCAUUCACUUAUCUACUGGAGAAUAUUUUGAAUACUAAACUGAAGGCGAUGAGCGAAUCGUGGCCUUUCCAUAAGCCGGUCAACAAGAAAAACGUUAAAGAUUAUUACACGAUAGUUAAACGACCCAUGGACCUCGAGACUAUUUCUAAGAGGAUAUUGUCCCAUCGUUAUCGAAAUCGGCACGAUUUUCUCGUUGAUGUCGAACAAAUAUUGGAAAAUUGUAUUUUAUAUAAUGGAAAGGAUUCUCCGUUCACCGAAAAAGCUGAAAUGUUGGUAAAGGCUUGUAAGGCCGCAUUAGACGAGUUUGACGAUCAUUUAACUGCGUUGGAAAACAAAUUGGCAAGCGAACAAGAAAAGGCCGCGCAGGAUGACGAAAAUUGGAUGGUACCAGAUGAUGAAGGAUAUACAGUGGCGGAGCAUGAUAGAACUAGUCAACUUAGUUCUCCGGAGCACGGAAUGUCCCCUGGCAAAAGUCAACAACAAGAAGAAUAUGAUUUUGUCGACGUCGAGGGUGACGUUCAGCUUGACGAAACGCUGCUCAUUCCGAAAAUACCGAAGAAACGAAUUAAAACGGAAGCAGACACUUUGGAACAAGACCUUCAGUUUUCCAGUGAAGACGAAUUGGAUGAAGUUCCUCUGACUGAAUUUGAGAGCGACCAAAACGACCAAAAGGGCAUUUUAAUAUCGGCGGAGAUACCGAUAGACGGGGCCGACGACGACAGUCAGCAAGCGGCCGAGGCGAUGGUGCAAUUGGGCUCUAUGGGCUUUUAUCAACAAGGAGAUUUAACUGAGGCCGAAACACUGAUGUUUAAAGAGGAAAGUAUGGAUGUGGACCCAAAUUAUGACCCUUCGGACUUUUUAAUGUCCGGUCUCGCAUCGGUUCGUAAAGUUGACGAUCCGAUUCAAGGGCACGACAUUAAGAUCCAUGACGAUCUCGCCGUUAGUGAAAGUGACGACGAAGAUCAUCAUCACCAUCAUCAAUCCCAGAUGCAAUCCGAAGUCGAUAAUAUGAUUCCAGAGGAUGAAGAUGGGGUUUGGUUUUGAUUUCUUACACUUUAUGCAGGAUAAUUGUAAAAUGCAUGUACAUAAUGUAGUUAGGGUUGUGAUUUUAAGAUUUAAAUGUGUAAUUUAUCAUAAGAUACAUAUUGUUAAAGCUUCUCUUCUAUAACAUAAAACAUAAAAUUAGCAUAAAUAAAAGAGUUUUUUUUUUAAACAUA
Molecule: messenger RNA, 5952 nt
Organism: Anthonomus grandis grandis
Lineage: Eukaryota; Metazoa; Arthropoda; Insecta; Coleoptera; Curculionidae
Gene: Taf1
Product: transcription initiation factor TFIID subunit 1
Exons: 26
Coding region: 176-5779 (1867 amino acids)
Biological process (GO): transcription by RNA polymerase II; RNA polymerase II preinitiation complex assembly
Cellular component (GO): transcription factor TFIID complex
Molecular function (GO): histone acetyltransferase activity; RNA polymerase II general transcription initiation factor binding; TBP-class protein binding
Source: RefSeq, a predicted model, not a curated record